Messenger RNA from Lodderomyces orthopsilosis Co 90-125, 1086 nucleotides. RefSeq lists its product as uncharacterized. The record is from RefSeq and is a predicted model, not a curated record. The transcript has a single exon. The coding region runs from base 1 to 1086 and encodes 361 amino acids. NCBI's taxonomy places the organism in Eukaryota, Fungi, Ascomycota, Pichiomycetes, Serinales, Debaryomycetaceae.
AUGUCUGAAUCAAAACCACUUAUAAGAUACUCACCACCAAGGUUUGAGAAUUUUACGGAAACUCCUAAAGACAUUAGUAAUGAGACAAAUAUGUUCACCUCUGUUGCAACCACCACUACAACUUCAAAUUACAGUCCAAUUGAAGAUGCUAUUGAUAAGUCAAUUGAUGAUUUUGCUGUAAAUUAUCCAAUCGAUGAUUUUUCUUUUAAUAAGCCAAUUGAUGUUGCUUUUGACAACCAAGUUGAAGAUUCCGUUGAGGAUGUGAUUAUAAAAUCUGUUGACACUACACGUAGUACUAUUGUUGACGAUUCAUCUAUGACUGAUGACGCAGCAGAAACUACUCUUUCAGCUGAAAAGGCAAUUGAUGAAGCGAUCCAUCUACCACCUAUCACUGAUGUCACCAAUAUAAUAACAUCCAUCCACACUUCAACAGAAAGUGUUAUUGAUACAUCUGUUGAUAAUUUUUUCGUGUCUUCUGCCAAUAGUUUCAACAGAAUUACAGGUGAAAACUGCUUCGUUACUGCUGUUAAUAAUUCCGUUGCUGCUGAUAUCCCAACUAUGCUUGUUACAUCAGUUGGUGAAUCCAUUGUCGACCCUAGUGAAUAUUCUCUUGUCAGUAUUACCGGAUCUCCAAGUAUUGAGCGAAACGAAGGUUAUAAAACAUUGAUUCAAACUGGAGUCAACCAUUACGGAAUAAAAGGAGAAAAGAAUUUCAUUUUGAAAUACCUUUGUAACGAAAUGGUUUCUACUCCAGGUUCUCAUUUCAAAUUCUUAAAGAAAUAUCUUGAUAGUACGAGUGCAUCCACUGAUUCUAAAUUUGAUUUGGGUAUUGAUGAAGUCCCGAGUUUUCCAAACGCAUUGGGCAUUGAUGAAGCUCCCCCCACCCUUAACGUACCUUCAACAAUGGAUGAAAAUUUUAGCAACUCAAACGUCUUGGUAAGAGAUACUCGAUCAAACAGAAAAGCAAUUUAUGGGUUCCCUUUUCUCAAAAUAAUUUGGUCAAAUGUUAUCGAUACGAUGAAGAAUAGUUAUCAAGCAUUGAAAUUAAACUUCAUCCCUACAUCAAAUAGCAGGAAUACCAACUAA